GAUCGGCUCACGUCCGCCAUAUUGUUGUGUCACGUGACGAGGGAGUAGCGAGGUGAGUGCGCCGGGUCGAAUUCGUGAGGAAUAGUAAAAAAUUUUGGACAUCACCAGCCAACACAAAACUAAUUACAACAUGGAUGUACGAAAAGUGACAGAAUUGCUUCGUGCCACGAUCGACCCAGCGCAACAAAAACAAGCCGAAGAGCAACUGAAUCAGAUUCACAAAAUUAUUGGCUUUGCACCAACACUACUCCAAGUAGUAAUGACUGCAGAAGAUAUGCCUGUACGACAAGCUGGUGUUAUAUAUUUGAAAAAUUUAAUUACAAAAAAUUGGGCUGACAGAGAAAGUGACAAUGGUCCUGUUGAGUUUAGCAUUCACGAACAGGAUAGAGCUAUGAUUCGUGAUGCGAUUGUUGAUGUUCUUGUACAUGCUCCAGAACUUAUCAGAGUGCAAUUGGCUGUUUGUGUUAAUAAUAUAGUAAAACACGACUUUCCUGGAAGAUGGACACAAAUAGUGGACAAAAUUACAAUAUAUUUACAGAAUUCAGAUGCUUCCUGCUGGCCAGGUGUCCUAUUAGCAUUGUAUCAACUUGUUAAAAAUUUUGAGUAUAAGAAAGCCGAAGAAAGGGGGCCACUAAAUGAAGCAAUGAAUCUCUUGUUCCCUAUGAUUUAUCAGUUGAUAUUGCGACUUUUGCCAGAUUCCUCUGACCAAUCAGUCUUACUCCAAAGGCAAAUAUUAAAAAUAUUCUUUGCUCUUACACAGUAUACGCUUCCUCUGGACUUAAUUUCGAAAGAAGUUUUUUCGCAAUGGAUGGACGUGGUGCGACAAGUGGCAGAUAGGCCAGUUCCGCCCGAGACAAACAAUCCAGACUUUGAUGACGACGAACGAGCAGAAUUGCCAUGGUGGAAGUGUAAAAAGUGGGCACUUCACAUUCUUCACAAAAUGUUCGAGAGAUAUGGCAGUCCUAGGCAUGUAACCAAAGAAUACAAAGAAUUUUCUGAGUGGUACCUGAGAACAUUCAGUGGAGGUAUACUCGAAGUUCUUUUGAAGAUUUUGGACCAAUAUCGAAGGAAUAUAUAUGUAUCACCAAGAGUAAUUCAACAAUCAAUAAAUUACAUUAAUCAAGGAGUGAGUCAUGCAUAUUCGUGGAAGUUCUUAAAACCACACAUGUUUGAGAUUAUUCGUGAUGUACUCUUCCCAAUCCUUUCAUAUUCUGCCGCAGAUGAGGAACUUUGGAAUAACAAUCCACAUGAAUAUAUUAGAGUGAAGUUUGAUAUCUUCGAAGAUUUUGUAUCUCCAGUAACUGCAGCACAGACUCUCCUACGCUCGGCUUGCAAAAUGCGUAAAGGUAUGCUUCAACAAACUAUGCGAUUCUGCAUGGAAGUCUUAACUAGUCCGAAUGCAGAUCCCAGUCAAAAGGACGGUGCGUUGCACAUGGUCGGAAGUUUAGCAGAUGUAUUGUUAAAGAAGAAGGACUAUAAAGAACAGAUGGAUAAAAUGUUGUUGCAAUACGUGUUCCCCGAAUUCAAUAGUUCUCACGGUCAUAUGAGAGCAAGAGCAUGUUGGGUGUUGCAUUACUUCUCCGAAAUAAAAUUCAAGCAAGAGCAAAUAUUAGUGGAGGCUAUCCGAUUGACGACGAAUGCUCUCCUGAGGGACCAAGAUUUACCAGUUAAGGUGGAAGCUGCUAUCGCUCUGCAAAUGUUGCUCUCCGCUCAAGAUAAAGCACAAAAGUAUAUAGAACCAUUGAUCAAACCUAUCACUCUUGAAUUAUUAAAUAUCGUACGCGAGACGGAGAACGAUGAUUUAACAACUGUUAUUCAGAAAAUUGUUUCUACGUAUUCAAACCAGCUUAUGCCGAUCGCUGUACAAAUGUGCCAGCAUUUAGCUGCAACAUUUAGUCAAGUGCUUGAAACUGAUGAAGGCAGCGACGAAAAAGCCAUAACUGUCAUGGGUUUGUUAAAUACAAUAGAAACCUUAUUAGGUGCAAUGAUUACAGAGCCACAAAUUAUGGCACAGCUGCAACCUACAGUGCUUCACGUUAUUGCACAUAUUUUUGGAAAGAGCGUCAUGGACUUCUACGAGGAAGCACUUUCUUUGGUUUAUGACUUGACUAGCCAGUCGAUUUCUAGCGAUAUGUGGAAAGUUCUAGAAUUGAUGUACCAAUUAUUCCAGAAAGAUGCGUUCGAAUAUUUUAUUGACAUGAUGCCCGCCCUUCACAAUUACAUUACAGUGGAUACCCCAGCAUUUCUUUCCAACGAGAAUCAUGUUUUGGCUAUGUUCAAUAUGUGCAAAGCCGUAUUGACUGGAGAUGCUGGAGAAGAUCCAGAAUGCCACGCAGCCAAAUUGUUAGAAGUUAUAAUUCUUCAAUGUAAAGGGCACAUCGACCAGUGUAUACCAUCGCUCGUGCAAUUGGUACUGGAGCGUUUGAUGCGUGAAGUGAAAACAUCAGAAUUAAGAACAAUGUGUUUGCAAGUAGUAAUAGCAGCCCUUUAUUAUAAUCCAGCGUUAUGUCUCGAAACAAUGGACAGACUGCAAGGAAAUUUUGGACAGUCGACGGAGCCAAUUGCAUCUCACUUUAUUAAACAAUGGAUACACGAUACGGACUGUUUCUUGGGAUUGCAUGAUAGAAAACUCUGCGUUCUUGGACUGUGUACAUUAAUUAACAUGGGCCCCGCAAGACCUGCAGCAGUAAAUGAAUGCGCUCAACAAAUUAUACCGUCAUUAAUUUUACUUUUCGAUGGUUUGAAGAGAGCUUACGCGGCUAAAGUGUCUGACAUGGAUGAUGAUGAAAACGACGAUGAUGAUAGCGAUCUCGAUGAAGAGGUACUAUCAUCGGACGAAGAUGAAAUCGAUGAUGAUAGCCAAGAAUAUUUGGAGAAGCUACAGGACAGGAUCACAAGGUCGUCAACGCAACAUGGUUUUAAUGUGUCAGCUUCAAUUCAAGACGGUCAUGGUGAUCAUGGAUCAGACGAUGAUGGCGACGACUCCGAGUAUGAUGCCAAUGAGGAAACCCCUCUCGAGUGCUAUGUCACACCCUUAGAUUCGGAAAAUACGAAUCAGGACGAAUACAUUGUUUUUAAAGAAGUCAUGCAAAGUAUUGAAAGAUCAGACAUAGUUUGGUACAGGGCAUUGACUGAUCACUUGACUUCGGAGCAGCAGAAGGCGUUACAGGAAAUUAUCCUCCUUGCGGAUCAGCGCAAAGCAGCUCUGGAAAGUAAAAGAAUUGAACAGAGUGGUGGGUACGCUUUCCACUCGCAGACUGUACCUACAUCGUUCAACUUCGGCGGAGCGCCUCUGACUCGAUAAAGGCUCCCGGUCGUUUAUAUUUCUAGCUUAAAUUCCAGGGAAUAUGUUCUGAUCUCGAUUUCCAAAUCACCGUGCUUCUUCGCCGAGCUCACGCCAAUCCAUUGUCCAGCGCGAUCGAAUCUUUUUUUGUACGAGAAGAGAAAUGGUUAUUUAGGAUGAGAAUGGCAAUUCUGGUACGAAAGAAAGUGAGAGUCAUGCAUGACUGAGAGAUAGAGAGUAAAAGAAAGAAAAAAUGAGGGAAAAAAAGUAGAUCAAAAAGGAGAAAGUCGUUCGAUCGCUCUUGAAGCGCUCGAAAAAGUGCCUUCAAAACACGCUCGACGUAGAUGGGACCUAAAUUAAGGACAGCAAGUUGGAUCGAGGCUAGGACGCUUCUCUAGUUUGUAAGUUUCUCGUAAGCACUGUAUUAAAGUAUAAUAAAUUAAUGCUAAUUCAGAGGACAUGCUUGAUUCAGGACCUCGUAGCGUUGAUUCCAUUAAUCGAUAUAAAUUUCAUAAUGAAUUGUAAAUAAACGAACAUUUUCAAAAUGCUGGUAAAGUAAUCGUACACCAUAGAUCAACAAUAUGUCAGUUUGUAUAUUUUCUUUAAAUCAUGUUUCAUACUACAAGUUUAUAAUUUAGGUAGACGUAGUCGAUUCGCUAAGAGUUCAUUUGUAUAAAAUGUAUCUCCAACUAUUUUUUUAAACAUCCGUUUGGAAUAUUUAUGAAAUUAUUGCCAGAGCAUGAAAUAUUCUGUAAAGUUCAUAUGUUUAUCUUAUUAAAAGUAUACAUGUAAAA
Molecule: messenger RNA, 4077 nt
Organism: Megalopta genalis
Lineage: Eukaryota; Metazoa; Arthropoda; Insecta; Hymenoptera; Halictidae
Gene: msk
Product: importin-7 msk
Biological process (GO): protein import into nucleus
Cellular component (GO): cytosol; nuclear envelope
Molecular function (GO): small GTPase binding
Source: RefSeq, a predicted model, not a curated record